This is a messenger RNA of Xiphophorus couchianus (Monterrey platyfish), 10504 nucleotides long. It is a transcript of the gene slitrk3a, whose product is annotated as SLIT and NTRK-like family, member 3a. Gene Ontology annotation, biological process: positive regulation of synapse assembly; axonogenesis. The record is from RefSeq and is a predicted model, not a curated record. Gene Ontology annotation, molecular function: protein binding. The coding region runs from base 1382 to 4102 and encodes 906 amino acids. Gene Ontology annotation, cellular component: postsynaptic density membrane; GABA-ergic synapse. Lineage: Eukaryota; Metazoa; Chordata; Actinopteri; Cyprinodontiformes; Poeciliidae. The transcript has 3 exons.
AAAGUAGAAGGAUCUUCCUGCUCACAAAGUGGGCUUGUGUUGCCCGCUACAGGCGAGACCGGGGAAGACAUGCAGACAGAAUAGAAGGAAGAAAUGCUCCGUAAUUUUGCAGUCCCUGCCCUGCUGGUUGUAGACAUUCGCGGCCACCUUCUUUGUCUUCUCAGCAAGGGUGACAGGUUGCGACUACCUCUCCACAAAUGUGGCUGUGUCCUGAGGAGAAAAAAAAGUAAAGGAGAAGAGAGAGAGAGAGAAAUAAGAAAAAAAUCGGGACUAAAUAAUUUUCUUUCCAAUGAAACAAGUAUUUAAAAAAUAUUUAUGCAGGGAGACACAAAGAAAGAAGGAUGCGUCCUGCGUCCACAGUCUGGGAUCCACAGGUCUCAUUUAUUUCUCACUGACGCACGCUCCCGCCGCCGCAGCUUACAGCGCUUCUCUCACUCGCUGCUCUCCUCCCUUCACUUCACUUCCUUCCCUCCUCUCGACAGCAUCCAGAACUAUAGAGCAGCAGUCCCCCUUCACUCGUGUUGCUCCCCCCCUCCCUUCCUCCGUCUUUCUCUCACUGCCAGAGAUCUCUCUCCUCUCUGCUUCUCCCAUCUCUUCGCAGCCCUCUCCCCAGUUCGGUCCGACACUUUUCUCUGACGCACAACGAGGGGGGGGGAGAGAAAACCAAGUCGAGGCCGAUAUGAUCCACAUGCCCGUGCCGCUGUGCUUUCGGAGACGCGCUCCUGAAGCCGCCAGGAGAACACUCUCACCCGGUUGUUGAAGGCUCGCCCGAGAGGCGGCUCAGGAGGAGGAGGAGGAGGAGGAGGAGAAGGUGGUGGUGGAAAAGGAAGAGGAUGGGCAGAAGUGGAGGACUUGCAUUUUAAACAAACUGCUUAGAAAAAAAGAGAGAGGAGAGAGAGAGUCGGUAUCACUGGAGAGCGAGAGAGAUAGGGGGAGAGAUCGCAUUCUCAUCACGUCUUCAUUUCUUUUCUCUCCUCUCUUUCGGUUCAGCCACUAAGAGAGGGUGAGGAAAAGGGGGAGAGGAAAAGAGAGAGAGAGGGGGGAGAGAGUGAGAACGAGAGAGAAAAGGAGAGAGAGAAGAAGAGGAGGAGAAGGGGAGAACGAGAGAUUUACCAGAUUCAAACUAGUGAUCUUUUUUUCCCCCCGAUGCUUUCCAAUUGCUCAACAAAACUAAGGCGGCUCAGUCACCCCCUUCAUUUUCUCGUUCUCUUCCCCCUCCCUCGCAGCCCGGCAACGGACCGUGAGACGCGGGACGCACCGGGCAACGACAGGACCCAUCACCGCAGGAGGAGGAUAUGUGAAGUUGGAAUCCCGCUAAACUAAUGCUGUGAAGUGGCUCUGUCCCUGGAGCUGAAACUUCAUCGCCGUGGUGUCAGCGAGGAUGCUGUGGGUUACCUUGCUGAGCACCAUAGCCUUAGGAUGGACCACACCAAUCCCACUGCUGGAGGACUCGGAGGAGAUCGACGAGCCCUGCUUUGAACCGUGCGACUGCGAGGUCAAGGAAGGCAUCUUCCAUGUCCAUUGUGACAGUAAAGGAUUUACAAAUGUCAGCCAGAUCUCUCAAAUUUGGAGCCGACCCUUCAAGCUCAACCUGCAGAGGAACCUAAUGAGGAAGCUCUACUUCAACAGCUUCCUCCAUCUUAACAAUGCCAUAUCCAUCAAUCUGGGUAAUAACGCCUUGCAAGAUAUACAUGCUGGGGCAUUCAAUGGCUUGGGAAUACUUAAACGACUGUUUCUCCAUGAAAACAAACUAGACGUUUUCCGAAACGACACAUUUCUGGGGUUGGAGAGUCUAGAAUAUCUCCAAGCAGAUUACAAUGUUAUUAAAAGGAUUGAAAGUGGUGCAUUCAGGCACCUUCACAAAUUAAGAGUACUUAUAUUAAAUGACAAUCUCAUACCCAUGCUGCCGAAUUACCUUUUUCGGUCUGUGUCCCUAACACAUUUGGACUUGAGAGGUAACAGACUGAAGACAUUGCAGUAUAAAGGCACACUGGAGUAUGUUGGGCGGAGCUUGAUGGAAAUCCAGCUGGAGGAAAACCCUUGGAACUGUGUGUGUGAGAUUGUCCAGUUAAAAACAUGGCUAGAGAGAAUCCCUUACACAGCUUUGGUGGGAGAGAUCACAUGUGAGACCCCAUUCCACCUACACGGAAAAGACCUGCGGGAAAUUAAACGCAGCGAGCUCUGUCCUCUUCUCACCGAUGCAGAGAUUGAGGCCAAGCUGGGAAUUCCUCGGGUGCCAUUCAGCAAUGAGAAUACUUGGCCUACUAAACCUUCCUCCAUGCUCUCCCCCUUUCACAACACAGCCUCCUCUGUGGAGUACAAGGACAGGCCUGCGAAGCCUACCAAAAAGCCUACCAGACGGCCCACAAAGAAUCCACCAACUCCUCGUAGCAUUUACCCAGGCCUCAACCAGCCCCCCAUUGCUGGCUACCAAACAAGACCACCCAUUCCAAUAAUCUGUCCAGCUAAUUGUAUUUGCAACCUUCACAUCAAUGACCUUGGGUUAACAGUAAACUGCAAAGACAAAGGGUUUCACAACAUUUCAGAGCUUCUGCCUCGACCCCUUAAUGCCAAGAAAUUGUAUCUUAGUGGGAACCUGAUACAGAAAAUCUAUCGUUCAGAUUUCUGGAACUUCUCAAGUUUGGAUUUACUACAUUUAGGGAACAACCAGAUAUCCUAUGUCCAGGAGGGUGCAUUUAUCAACUUGCCAAACUUAAAAAGUUUAUAUUUGAAUGGUAAUGACAUUGAGCGGCUCUCUCCUGGUAUGUUUCGUGGACUUCAGAUGUUGAGCUAUCUUUACUUUGAAUACAAUGUCAUCCGUGAGAUUCAGUCUCAUUCUUUCUCCCUAAUGCCCAAUCUGCAAUUGGUUUUCCUGAAUAAUAAUCUGUUGAGGUCAUUACCCAAUGAUGCCUUUGCUGGCACCAACCUUGCACGUCUUAAUCUUCGUAGAAAUCACUUUGUUUCCCUGCCAGUUCAUGGGGUCCUGGAGCAUCUGACUUCCAUCGUCCAGAUCGAUCUCCAUCAGAAUCCCUGGGAUUGCUCAUGUGAUAUCAUUCCUCUCAAACAAUGGCUGGAAAAGCUAUCCUCUGUCAUUGUGGUGGGGGAAGUCACCUGCAACACACCAGAGUAUGCUUUUGGAAAGGACCUGCGUUCGCUUGAGGUUGAGGUAAUCUGUCCUGAGCUGAAGUAUUCUUCACGUCCCUCUCCAGCUCUGCCUGGUGGGGAUGAUCUCACCACAGGUAGCUCUGAAAUGGGGGAAUCAAGUAGGAGAGGGGCUGUUCCACUGUCAGUUCUCAUCCUCAGUUUGCUCAUCCUCUUCAUUUCAGCGGUGUUUGUUACUGCUGGGCUCUUUGCCUUUGUCCUCCGUCGCAGAAAGAAGCUACCUUUCCGCAAACGUUCUGAGGUGGACCUGACUGGGAUCCAGAUGCAAUGCAGGAUUUUUGAGGAUCCGCCAAGGCAAAGCUGUGCCGGAAACCCUGGCACGCCGGAGAAACCAACACCCAGUUUGCACACACAUUCGCACACUACUCACACACAUGGACAUGGCCACGUUUAUGAUUACAUCCCGCACCCUGUGACUCAAAUGUGUAACAACCCUAUCUAUAAGCCAAGAGAAGGAGAGAUUGCUGAGGAGGAGAUGGCACAGUUUGCAGAAAAGAAAGACAAUGGCAGCAGUAGCAACAGUAACUAUAGAACCUUGUUGGAGAAAGAGAGAGAGUGGACCUUGGCGGUCUCCAACUCUCAGCUCAACACUAUUGUUACGGUCAACCACACCACGGCGGACAUUUCAGGAUUUCAUGAGAAUGGAGGGCUCUGCCCCACAGUGAUUGACAGUCAGAGGCCCACGCCAACAGUGGGCUUUGUAGACUGUUUGUAUGGGACAGUGCCCAAAUUAAAGGACAUGCAUGUUGCACAUGCACAUCCACCAGGCAUGCAGUACCCAGAUUUACAGCAGGACGCACGGCUGAAGGAGACAUUGCUUUUCACAGCCGGGAAAGGCUGCUACCCUGAUCCCUCCCAAAGUGAUUACCUCGAGUUAAGGGCCAAACUUCAAACCAAGCCAGAUUACCUCGAAGUCUUGGAAAAAUCCUACCGUUUUUAAUAACUUUGUAGCCCGGUAGAAAAGAACAACAAAAAAACCAACAUGAUUUUGUCAUUUUCACUAUGCCACCUUACAGACAAAAUUACUUAGACCAAUCUUAAAGCAAAAUUUGAAAAAACAGCAUGAAUUGAAAUAAAUAUGUAUAAUUAUACAGUCACAAUGCCCCCACUCCCACUUAAAAUCACCUUCGAGGAGAGGUCAUUCUCAGAUGUUUCAAUUAAGUGCCUUUUUUUCAGAGUAGCCAGCAAUGUCAACCGUUAUUUUUAUAAUAUAUAAAUAUCUCUAUAUGCCCUGAAGAAAGCAAAGGAGAAAAAAAUGGGGCUCUGGGAAAUAAAACACAUGAACCAUGUUACAUCUGUCACUAAAAUCCAUUUGUAUGGAGCUAACAUGAUGUGCUACUAGUUACCAUGAGGACAAACGGGAGCUGGACGUCUCCCUUACUUUUUUGUUUUUCUGUUUUUUUCCCUCUCUCUUAUUACUCAACUAGGAUGUACAAACACCUGGAAUCUGUGCACAUGUUUUUCUUUGUAGGACAUUAUCAAAAGAGUUUUAAAAAAAAUACUUAUAUUCAAACUGAACUGCAGUUUGCUGCAUGCACUCGCUUCAGUGCAGGAAGUGAGAGGAUUUACUCAGAACUAUCACGUCACUCUAUGAACAGAGAUACCGCAACACAUUUAUGGUUCAGUGUUCUAUUUAAUUUUUUAUAUCUUAUUAAUAUGGUUAUUACUAUAAAUGAAGACAUACUGUAUGUCUAUAUCAGGGUGCUUCUUGUAAAGAAAAGGAAGUGCCAAUACAGGGAUGGUAAAACAUUUGUGAAUAUUAUUACGAGACCAUACUGAAGGGUUUUCUGAAUAUUUCCACACUCUUUGUUAUGGCCCCACCCCUCUUCCCUUCUCAUUGCUUCUGGAGUUCCCAUUGCAAUCCACUAACAGCUUUGUAGUAAGCACUUUUAAUGUUUUCUCUUUCACAAAGAUUUGAAGAAAAAAAUGUGCAUAUAUUUAUUCUGUAAUUUCAGUGAAGAAUUUUAUUGUAAAGAUAAUGUUAAAUCAAUGUAUAGUGAUUAUGCGUCUGGUAUAGCCUUCUUAAUAAAAACAAACUCUUUAAUCUAAUUGAUGAAGGUGUCAAUACCAAUUCCAGUGGAACAUGUGUGGAGUGGAACAACAGGGUGUGUAUCUGGUGUAGGAUGUGGUCAGCCAUUAGCUGUUACUAGACUCAAAAAGCAUGCUAGACCAAGAAGCAGUGCAAGGUAUGAUAAUACAAACUUGCUAGUAUUCAUAUAAUGGGAUUUGCAUCCACUGUAUCUAAACUACAUGGAAAGCAUAAAUACAGGGUGCUGAUUUGUUUUCUUCUUUUUUAACAGAGGGACUCAUUUUCAUAUUUUAAUGUGCAGCUUGACUUUAUUUUGUCCAGUACAAUGUAGGAUUUAGCCACAUUUAAUCUAAAACCAAAGUAAAACACAACCCAGAAAACGUAGAGUAAAUGCUGCUGCCUCUUGAAGAAGAUAUCUUAAAAAGUAAAAGGCAAAUCAGUGAGGAAUGGCACACCUGUCACUCUCUGAACAUGUAUCACUGAUGUAUGCAAGUAAAAGGGUGAGUGAUAUCAUGAUUGGAAAAUACUUUUGUAAUUUAUACAUUUCAUAAUUUGGCUCUCUCAUCAAGUUUGCUAUGUGCUUUCACUCCACUGGAGGGCGAUAAAAGUGUUCUGCCAUUGCAGAAAUGUCAUUAUAUAAGCUUGAUUGGGUUUAGCUGACAGAUACACACACACCCACGCAUGCACACCCCUACAUGUGACUACAUCAUGAAGAUAUUAUCUUAUUAGCUUAUUAAAUCUACACUAUGAAUUGAAAAUGUAAUUUACUUUCAGCAGUCAUAAUUUUAUGUGAUUUUUAAUUGUAUACCACAGGCUCCUUUCUUAGCCUCCUCCAUUCUACAAACAAUGAAAAGGGAAUUUUAAAUAAAGCCUUAGGGUUGUGUCAACUAUGGAUUAAUUUGCUAUAGAAGUCAAUAUUUUCAACCAAUAGACUCUUUUUUUCUUUCUUAGUAACAUUUUUUUGGGAGAGAUGUGAAGUAGUCCUGUCAAACUUGUAAGUACAGUGAAUCUAAGAAGUUUACACAUCCAUGUUAAAAUGCUGGUGUUUGGUGAUGAAAACACUGAGACCAAUACAAAUUCUUUGAGAAUUUCUUUCCACCCUUAAUGUGACUUUUAACCCAUACAACCUGACAUUAUUACAGAACUGUUUAUUUUAAUGGGAAUGAAUAUCCAUAGCAAAUGUUUAUUUGGACAUAUUUGGUCGCUCAUUGCAAUGCUCUAGACUUGUUCGACUGUGAAGGCAUCUCUUCUGUUCAGCCUACUGUAACCACCCCAUAGAUUUCCAGUCAAAAUGAGGUCUAAGCUGUUGGUAGACUAUUUUGUGAAAAAAAGUUAUUUGUUUCUGGAGAAGUCAUUAUUUUGUGGAUUUUGAAAUGCACUAUGAGUUGGUGUGCUAAAAGCUGAAUUCAGUUUUCUAGCAGAAAACUGAAUUUUCUAGCAGAAAACUGAAUUCAGAUGUGAAAACUUUGGUAGUUGGGAAUGUUCAUGGUAUCCUCCAUAUUGAUUAAGUCCCCAUAUCCGGCUUCAGAAAAUCAGUCCUACAGUAUGAUGUUGACAUCAUCGUCCCUCAAUUUAUGUAUCAUGUUCUUUUGGUGAUGUGUAAUGUUGUUUUGGCCCCAAGCAGACAUUUUGGGAUUAUGGUUCUAAAGCUCAACACUGGUUUGAUAAGACCAUAACACAUUUUCCCAUGUAUUUUUAACAGAUUAGGCUAGAAGGCUUUUCUUUACAUGAAAAUGCUUAAAUUUUUGUCUAUCUUACCAUUGUACCCCAGGCCCAGAUAUAUGAAGGUUACUAUCAGUACUUGUCAGAAGUUUAUGCAACUCCUCUUGGCAGCCUCCCUGGCCAGUUUUCAUUGUAAUAUCAUCACCUUUGAAGGAAAAUCUAGUUCUUGUUAAUGACAAUGUUGGUAGAUAUUUUCUACACAUGAUGUGUAGUAUACAUAAUGCCUUAUAAAGUAUUUUGUGCACUUUCCCUAAUUGGCACCUUUUGACAAAGAGAUCCCUCUGAUGCCUUUGAAACUCUGCAGAUCAUUGUGUUUGCUCUGAGAUGCAGCACAGAAAAUGUUGGGAAAAGCAUACUAGGAUGACUGAAUUUAUGUCAUGGUUAAUAAGAGGCACUCUGAACGGUGACAGGUGUGUACUGAUACCUAUUUAAGAUGAGGUUGUACAGGGUGGCCAGCCAGAUCCCCACAUAUGAGAGGUUGCCCACUCUUUCAUUUGAGUUGAAUGUGAAAUAGGUUACAUGCAAGCUUUAAAAUGUUCUCAAAUGAUUGAUCUGGGUCUCAGUUGUUUUGGAUCAGAAAAACAGAACAGGUAUUUUACACUAAGGUAUACAGACACCUUCACUGUGUGUAAAUUGGGAGAUUGAUUCAGAUUUUGUUUAAUCCCCUUGCUUUGAUUUCAAUGCUUAGUUGGAAUACAGUGUUAUAUUCCCUAAUAUAUGUCAACAUAACACCAACUAAAAUGUAGCAAACCAAAUUUUAUUUUCUAAAACAUGUUGAGGUAUUGUUGAUGGGUCAUCUCCGGUAUCGGUUGUCAGUGAUUCAGCCUACAAGCUUGCAUUAAAUUGAGCCUUUUAUCUCAUGUUGCCUUCAUUGUUCAUUUAUUUUUGGCAAGUGUUGUUGAUCAGAUAAACAAAUGACACAUUCAUAUAAAUUCUUCAGAAGCGUGGCUGUAUAAUGUCAAGCCUCUUUUGUCUUUAUUGCUUUUAGAGGAUGUUGCAGUGCUGAAAUGUGAUAAUCUGCUCCACCUAAUUUAUCUUCUUAUUUUUCUGCACUUACACACAUUCACACACAGAAAACACACAAAACCUUAGUUUCCAUGAAUACAAGGUCAGAUUAUACCACAAACAGUUUUAGUGUGCACUCAGUUUGAUUAAAAGCAUGAUAUAUUACUCUCUUAACAUAAACCCUUACCACAUCCAACCCACUCCAAAAUUAACAAAAUAAAUAAAACCUUGCAAUCGUUAAUGAUUUUAUUACCUUUUUACCCUCCCCAUAGUUCAAUGAUUACACAGAUGAGCAUUGAGCUUUCCUCCAGGACUUUUUCAUGUGUUCUUGUUAUUCUACUUGAACAUCUGUUGGCCACUUGGCUGUGAAGGUUGCUAAUAUUCCUUCGAGAAUAAGAUGAUGCUAUGAUCCAUGAGUAAAAACUAUUCCCAUCAUGUUCUGAGGUUUCAAAAAUAAGCUCAUUGUGAAAGUGGUAAUUUUACACUGGACCAUGAGUCCAAAGUGUACAGACAUUUUUCUAUAGCAGUUUCUUAAGCAAAAGCAUACAUACAAUUUCCUAUGUGGAUUUCAAGUGAAAGCAUUUAUGGAGUACAUAUUACAUUAUUGAUAUCCUAUGAGGAUAUUUUAGCUUUAUAACUACAAUGCUUAUGCAAGCUGAAAUAACAUUCAGUUUUGCAAGUUUUUUUACCUGUGCCUGCUCUCUUUACUUGCCGUUAUUUCUUUAUUUAAUUAUUUUCUAGUGGAUUUUUAUGUCAGCAAUGCACGCUUAUUAACACAGCUGUCUUGAUGUUUAUUUCUAUAUUUCCUGUCUGACAUGCCAUUGCCAUGAUACUGCUGCUGUUAAUUCUUCAGGAGAUAUGAGAUACCAUAAUCCUAUUAGAAGAACGUCAGCGGGCUCCUGUGACAACACUGAAUUCAGGACAGCCGUUAAUUGUCUGUAACUGCGCUGGGUAAUAUUUGGAGUAAAAUUGAUAAUGGGGCAAUCUAAAAGCGGGAUCUUUCUUCAAACUUGGUGUGGUGUGAUGUUUUCUCCUUCUCUCUACUUACCUUUUUUUUACUUACCUUAUGAUGUGUUUUGGCCUCUGGUUGUUUGGGUGAUAUUUGUCUGCACUGCACCUUGGAGGAAACAUGCUGUCAGUAUGGAUCUGUAUGCAUUUGUGUGCACGUGCGUGUGCAUGUCACUGAAUGUGUGAGGUUAUCAUCUGCUGCAUGGAUUGUUUGCUGAUUUGUUGUGGUUAUUUGAGUGAAAAUUGGCUUAGUCUUUGAUUUGGACUUGCAGCCCAUUAUGAAUGGAGAGGAAUGACAAGAGGAAUUCUGUUUUCUAAGAGCAGCAUUGAUCAUUCGGGCGAGCAAAGACCAACAGCUUAGGAAGGUGUGACAGAACAUUGAAUCAACAGAAGGAGGUUCUGAAAACAGUGCCUUAUAUAAAAAAUGAACAUAUGUUUAGUCAUCUAAAAAUGCAAGUGUAAUGAAAAGACAAAAGAGGAGGAGAAGACUAAGAGCCACUUAGUAGCAUUUUGUGUGUGUGGUAUACAUUUCCUUUAUUGUAGUAAAAUGCAACAUUAUCUUUAGUUUGCUUAAAAAAAGCCAAUCUGCCUCUGACCACUGUGCUGAGUUGCAGUGUGAUGCAAAUGCUACAUACAAAAAGGUAGAGUAGUGUGCCAUAGAAGGUAUUGGGUGAUCCAGAGAAUCUUUCUUUGCUUGUAUUUUUAUCUAGCAGCUAAUGUGCUUAUGCUGAUGGGUAAUGUAGUUCUGUUGCAUGUUAUGUAGCUCCAUCCGUUCCAUCAGCUUUGAUCAGUUAUCCCAUCCCCGGCAGAGAAAACAAUGUCAUCAUCAGUAUGAUGCUGCCACUGCCACCUUUGACAGGAAAUAGUGUGUCCAGAAUGAUGUGCAAUGUGUAGUUAUCUGUCACAUUGUGUGUUACAUAGGUCUUAAAGUUCCAUUCUGGUAUAACCUGAUGAGAGCACCUGCUUCCACAAUUUUUUGUGCCCUCUACAAAUGGGGCUUUUAUGGCUUUCAUUCAACAAUGGUUUUCCUCUUGCGUGAAGAUCAAAUUUUUUUUUUUUUUUUUUUUGCAUGGUAGUUUUCCAAAAUUAUAGGUCCCUGCAACUCUUUCUGAGUUACUUUAGGGAUCUAUGUUGCCUCUAUUUAUAAUGUUCUUAUUACCCGGACUGUUAGAUUGAGGGGAUGAGAGCUGUCCUUUACUUUUACUUGAUUCAUGACUGAAAUGUCCUCUUGGAGAUGUGCAACGCAUGGGAAAACAUAACUUGAAACUCCUUUAAACUUCUUACUAGCUUCUUUUUUGACCUGCCUGCUGUCUACUUUUGUCUUCAAGAUGUUGUUUCUUUUACUAAUGCUCUCUAAUAAACCUCUGAGCCUUCACAGUAAAACUUUAUCUUAAAGUAAAUCAAACACAAAUGAAUUGGAUUUACUAAUUAGAUGACUUCUAAAGGCAAGUGGUUACAAUGGAAUGUAUUUCAGGGCAUCGUAGCAAAGAGGCCUGAAGACUAAUAUAUGCAGAACUUUUCAAAUUUUUAUUUGUAAAAACCAUAAAUAAUAAAAAUAUGUAAUAUUUUUCCAUUUCA